UAAUUAUUUCAUGGACGAUUCUUUCGAGUUAGAUAUAUUGUGUAAACAAAAUCCUAACAACUCAUUUCUCUUAUAAGAGAUAGAGAUUGUCAACUAUCUCAGAUCCCUUGGAAUCAAAAUGAAAACUGAUCCUACAAUCAAAUAAGAACUUUUCCACUCAAAAAGAAAACAGUAAUUCAUUAAGUCCAACACAGCACAGUUCGAUGUUUCCAGUAUUAAGUAAUUGGAAAUCUCCUCAAAUUCAAUUAAAUCUCGUAGAACUCCGUCCCAUACUCCUCAGAGUUCCCCAUUAAUGAUCAAUUAAGAAAAUAUCAGCCAAACUAGAAAAUCAAUAUUCUCAAUCAGGUUUGAUGCCUUCGGAGAUGAUAAUUUUGAAGGAGAAGAAAUUGGAGACUAUUUUACUAACAUGUGA
Messenger RNA from Paramecium octaurelia, 412 nucleotides. The record is from the annotation of a GenBank genome assembly. Lineage: Eukaryota; Ciliophora; Oligohymenophorea; Peniculida; Parameciidae.